Messenger RNA from Vicia faba (fava bean), 1170 nucleotides. The record is from the annotation of a GenBank genome assembly. Lineage: Eukaryota; Viridiplantae; Streptophyta; Magnoliopsida; Fabales; Fabaceae.
AUGAGGCAUAUGAUUAGCAUUCUUUGGAUAUUGCUAUUCUAUUGUUCAAUUAUUACAAAGCAUUCAACAGUAGCAGUUGCAGGUGAAUCAAAGAAGUGUGAAUUUCCAGCAAUAUACAACUUUGGUGACUCAAAUUCAGACACAGGAGGACUCUCUGCUGCAUUUGGUCAACCUGGCUAUCCUUAUGGAGAAUCCUUCUUCCAUCAUGCUGCUGGUCGUUACUGUGAUGGCCGUCUUCUUGUCGAUUUCAUUGCCGAAAAGCUAGACCUUCCAUAUUUGAAUGCAUUCCUUGAUGCUGUUGGAUCAAAUUUUAGCCAUGGAGCAAAUUUCGCAACUGCUGGAUCCACCAUCAGACCUCAGAAUACAACUCUUCAUCAAGUUGGUGGUUUCAGUCCUUUCUCUUUGAAUGUUCAGUUCUAUCAGUUCAAUGAUUUUCAGCGCAGGACCCAGAUUUUUCGCAACAAAGGUGGAAUAUACAAAACAUUGUUACCAAAAGCAAAAGAUUUUUCUCGCGCGUUAUACACAUUUGAUAUCGGUCAAAAUGAUUUGGCAUCCGGUUAUUUCCAAAACAUGUCCAUAGAUCAAGUUAAAGCUUAUGUUCCUGAUGUUUUGGAUCAAUUCAAGUACGUAGUAAAGAAUAUAUAUGAUAAAGGAGGAAGAUCAUUUUGGAUUCACAAUACUGGUCCGGUUGGUUGUUUGCCAUAUAUCAUAGAACUUCACAAAGUAAAACCCGGUGAAUUCGACAAAGCGGGAUGUGCAAUCCCGUAUAAUGAAGUUGCUAAGUUCUUCAAUCGUGAACUGAAAUCGGCUCUUGUUCAACUCAGAAAAGAACUUCACUCAGCUGCCAUAACAUAUGUUGAUGUUUACUCUGUCAAGUACUCUCUCAUUAGUCAAGCAAAGAAACAUGGUUUUAAGGAACAUUUGAGAGCUUGUUGUGGACAUGGUGGGAAGUACAACUAUAAUAAUAAGAUUGGAUGUGGAGGAAAGGUUAAGAUUGAUGGAAAAGAGAUUUUGAUUGCGAAACCAUGCAAAGAUCCAUCUGUUGUGGUGAAUUGGGAUGGUGUUCAUUUAACUCAGGCUGCUAAUAAAUGGGUGUUUGACCAAAUUGUUGAUGGUUCUUUUUCUGAUCCUCCUAUUCCUUUGAACAUGGCUUGUCACAAACACCUUUAA